Messenger RNA from Trichobilharzia regenti, 1001 nucleotides. The record is from the annotation of a GenBank genome assembly. Lineage: Eukaryota; Metazoa; Platyhelminthes; Trematoda; Strigeidida; Schistosomatidae.
GGUGUUAUCGCGCUCAAUUUGACGGUGUUACUUUAUUCGAACACCAAAACAUUUAACUUGAUUCAUUUAUCCGAUCAUUUUAAAGCAAACAAAGUUCACUAGCAAAUACCACAUUGAAGAAAAACAGCAAAUCAAACUUCAUGAUCACUAUUUAUAUAUAUUAUGUAAUAAAUAUUAAAAAUUUAGAUACAAAUUCAAAAGUUAGUUUCUAAGCAUUUAUAUCUCACCACAGUAUGAUGUUGAACUUCAUACGAUUUUUAUUCAUAUUAACUAGUGUACUAGUCUCAUCAGCAUUCUCAGUUGACAAAUCCCCUUCCAGUGACGUUCAAAUUUUUAAUCAAACACUAAUCAAAAUUCUGCAUAAUGCAUUACAAAACUUUGAUGAUUAUAAAAAUCCUGCAAAUCCUUCUUGUUUUGGUUGUAAGGCUGCACUAUGGUCGGCUAAAACAUUCGUCUUCGGUAGUAAAGCUUUCGUCCAUGAACACAUAGAAGUCACUUGUCAAAAUUUAAAAAAUAUCUAUACACCUUGUAAACGAAUAUUAACUGAAUUUCUGGAUUUCGCCUAUGACGUAAUAUUCACUUACUCGUCAGCUGAUUUAUGUGCAGUUGCUGGAAUGUGCCCGAAUCCACCAAAAAUAAACUUUUGUCCAGUUUGCUUGAUGGGAGUAACAGAAACCAAAAAUAUUUUACUGUCCGAUGCACUUCUUAAAGAAAUUCAGGCUGUAUUUGUGCACGUGUGCGAUUAUGUAAGACUGGAGGUACAAUGUUCGAAAAUUCUUGAUGAACUCUAUGUGACUAUGAUGGAUGUCAUCAAACAUGUAGUGGAGCCUCAUCUUGUUUGCAAGAUUGUCAAAAUGUGCGAUUCAUAAAAUCAUCUUGAAGAAAUGAAAAUUUAUUCCAACAGCGCAGAACUUUCCGAUGUUAGAGACUGAAGGAAACAAAACUGUUUGCUAUUGGUUUGUUUAAAUGAAAAUAAAAGGGAUAAUACCUUGGCUUUUAAA